GCGCGCAGUACACUGAAGGCUUUGAAAAUGUCGGUUGCAGGUUAAAAAUGAGAAGGAAUUCAUCUCCAGGAAGCUCAAACACGACACACCAGUUUUGUUGUCUCUGCCUAGAUACUUAAGAAGUGGAGCAAGGGAUCCAAUUGUCCACCCUUCCUGCUCAGACUGUAGGGAGGAAUUCACUCGGUGAUUUUGACCAACUGGCACGCCCAUCAUUUUACACAGGAAAAAGGACAUUCACCUGCCCAGACAGUGGGAAUGGAUUCACUCGGUUAUCUCAACUAAAGGUACAUCAGCAAGUUCACACUGGACAAGGCCAUUCACCUGUUCUGUGUGUGAGAAGGGGUUCAGUCGGUCAUCGCACCUGUGGACACACCAAUCAGUUCACACUGGGCAGAGGCUGGUCUUCUGCUGAACUUCUGGGUAAGGAUUCACUCUGUCAUCUGACCUAAUGGCUCACCAGCGAGUUCACACUGGGGAGCGGCCGUUCACUUGCUCAGUCUGUGAGAAGAGAUUUACUCAGUUAUCCAACCUACAGAGUCACCAGCGAGUUCACACUGGGGAGAAGCCAUUCACCUGCUCAGUCUGUGGGAAAGGAUUCACUCUGUCAUCCACCCUACUGGUACAUCAGCGAAUUCACACUGGGGAGAAGCUGUUCACCUGCUCAGACUGUGGAAAGGGAUUCACACUGUCAUCCCGCCUACUGAGACAUCAGGGAGUUCACACUGGGGAGAAGCCGUUCACCUGCUCAGACUGUGGAAAGGGAUUCACACUGUCAUCCCGCCUACUGGUACAUCAGCGAGUUCACACUGAGGAUAAGCCAUUCACCUGCUCAGUCUGUGGGAAAGGAUUCACUCAGUCAUCCACCCUACAGGUACAUCAGCGAAUUCACACUGGGGAGAAGCUGUUCACCUGCUCAGACUGUGGAAAGGGAUUCACUCUGUCAUCCCACCUACAGAGACACCAGCGAGUUCACACUGGGGAGAAGCCAUUCACCUGCUCAGUCUGUGGGAAAGGAUUCACUCAAUCAUCCACCCUACAGGGACACCAGCGAGUUCACACUGGGGAGAAGCCUUUCACCUGCUCAGUCUGUGGGAAAGGAUUCAGUCUGUCAUCCAACCUACAGAGACACCAGCGAGUUCACACUGAGGAGAAGCCAUUCACCUGCUCAGUCUGUGGGAAAGGAUUCACUCUGUCAUCCACCCUACAGAGUCACCAGCGAGUUCACACUGGGGAGAAGCCAUUCACCUGCUCAGUCUGUGGGAAAGGAUUCACUCUGUCAUCCACCCUACUGGUACAUCAGCGAAUUCACACUGGGGAGAUGCCAUUCACCUGCUCAGUCUGUGGGAAGAGAUUCACUGACUCUUCCACCCUACGGAGACAUCAGCAAGUUCACACUGGAGAGAGGCCGUUCACCUGCUCAGUGUGUGGGAAAGGAUUCACUGUGUCAUCCACCCUACUGGUACAUCAGCAAAUUCACACUGGGGAGAAGCCAUUCACCUGCUCAGUCUGUGGGAAGAGAUUCACUGACUCUUCCACCCUACGGAGACACCAGCGAGUUCACACUGGGGAGAUGCCGUUCACCUGCUCAGUGUGUGGGAAAGGAUUCACUGACUCUUCCACCCUGCAGAGACACCAGCGACUUCACACUGGGGAGAAGCCGUUCACCUGUUUAUUCUGUCGGAAGAGAUUCACUCAGUCAUCCACCCUACAGAGACACCAGCGAGUUCACACUGAGGUGAAGCCAUUCACCUGCUCAGUCUGUGGGAAAGGAUUCACUGUGUCAUCCAUCCUACUGGUACAUCAGCGAAUUCACACUGGGGAGAAGCCAUUCACCUGCUCAGUCUGUGGGAAGAGAUUUACUGACUCUUCCACCCUACGGAGACACCAGCGAGUUCACACUGGGGAGAAGCCGUUCACCUGCUCAGAAUGUGGGAAAGGAUUCACUCAUUCAUCCACCCUAAUGGCUCACCAGCGAGUUCACACCGGGGUGCGGCCAUUCACCUGCUCAGACUGUGGGAAGGGAUUCACGUUGUCAGCUCACCUACUGAGUCAUCAGUCAGUUCACACGGGUGAGAGGCCAUUCACCUGCUCUGACUGUGGGAAAGGAUUCUCUUUGUCAUCUAAUCUUAAGCUACAUCAGCGAGUUCACUCUGGGGAGAGGCCGUUCACCUGCUCAGACUGUGGGAAGGGAUUGGCGUUGUCUUCCCACCUACUGAGACAUCAGUUAGCACACACUGGGGAGAGGCCGUUCACCUGCUCAGACUGUGGAAAAGGAUUCACUCAGUCAUCCCACCUACAAGCACAUCAGCGAGUUCACACUGGGGAGAGGUCGUUCACCUGCUCAGAGUGUGGGAAGGGAUUCGCGUUGUCAUCUCACCUACUGAGACAUCAAUUAGUACACACUGGUGAGAGGCCGUUCACCUGCUCAGACUGUGGGAAAAGAUUCACUUUAUCAUCUCAACUUAAGGUACAUCAGCGAGUUCACACUGGUGAGAGGCCGUUCACCUGCUCGGACUGUGGAAAAGGAUUCACUCAGUCAUCCCACCUAGAAGCACAUCAGCGAGUUCACACUGGGGAGAGGCCAUUCACCUGCUUAGACUGUGGGAAGGCAUUCACACAGUUUGCUACCCUACAAGCACACUGGUCAGUUCACACUGGGGAGAGGCCGUUCACCUGCUCAGACUGUGGGAAAGGAUUCACUUCGUCAUAUAAGCUUAAGGUACAUCAGCGAGUUCACACUGGGGAGAAGCCAUUCUCCUGCUUAGACUGUGGGAAGGGAUUUGCGUUGUCAUCUCACCUACUGAGACAUCAGUUAGUACACACUGGUGAGAGGCCGUUCACCUGCUCAGACUGUGGGAAAGGAUUCACUUCAUCAUAUAAACGUAAGGUACAUCAGCGAGUUCACAUGGGGGAGAGGCCAUUCACCUGCUCAGACUGUGGGAAAAGAUUCACUUCGUCAUCUCAACUGGAGAUUCAUCAGCAAGUUCACACUGGGGAGAGGCCGUUCACCUGCUCAGACUGUGGGAAAGGAUUCACUCAGUCAUCCCACCUACAAGCACAUCAGCGAGUUCACACUGGGGAGAGGCCAUUCACCUGCUCAGACUGUGGGAAAGGAUUCACUCAGUCAUCCCACCUACAAGCACAUCAGCGAGUUCACACUGGGGAGAGGCCAUUCACCUGCUCGGACUGUGGGAAAGGAUUCACUCAGUCAUCCCACCUGCGAGCACAUCAGCGAGUUCACACUGGGGAGAAGCCGUUCACCUGCUCGGACUGUGGGAAGGGAUUCACUCAGUCAUCCCACCUACAAGCACAUCAGCGAGUUCACACUGGAGAGAGGCCGUUCACCUGCUCAGAAUGUGGGAAAAGAUUCACUUUGUCAUCUCAACUUAAGGUACAUCAGCGAGUUCACACCGGGGAGACUCCAGACACCUGCUCGGACUUUGGGAAGAGAUUCUCUCAGUCAAAUCAACCAAAUGUGCAUCAUUGAGUUCACACUGGAGAGACCGUUCACUGGAUGUGUGUCAAUCACCGUUGCUGAAUGCAAUUUCGAGAGUGACUGUCGGUGCUGAACUCUGCAAUUAUUGCUGUUGCUCACCACACCCAGUUCUGCAUCCUGGUCAAUGGGCAUGGGAGGAGUUUCUUCUGCUGCACAUUCACCUUUAAUAGGACUGGAGUUUAAUA
This is a messenger RNA of Hypanus sabinus (Atlantic stingray), 3681 nucleotides long. RefSeq names its product zinc finger protein 850-like. The transcript has 5 exons. The record is from RefSeq and is a predicted model, not a curated record. The coding region runs from base 449 to 3487 and encodes 1012 amino acids. Gene Ontology annotation, biological process: regulation of transcription by RNA polymerase II. Gene Ontology annotation, molecular function: RNA polymerase II cis-regulatory region sequence-specific DNA binding; DNA-binding transcription factor activity, RNA polymerase II-specific. Lineage: Eukaryota; Metazoa; Chordata; Chondrichthyes; Myliobatiformes; Dasyatidae.